CGUCUUACACAACAGACAACUUGCAAUUGGCAACAUUCGAACUUUUACGAUCGACCGAACUCGACAACUCGACAUUCGACACUCGACCCCCCGGAUCAACGACUUCAGGAAAUAACUCAAAUAUAUAUAUCGAAAUAUAUCACCAAAUAGGCUGGAACCCAUCUGGUUAACAAUACUCGAUGACCUUCUGGCGUCAAGGUCGUCGUUUCUCGUGCCUCUGAUGCUGCAUGGCAUCUUCUGUCCAUUCGCACCCACAGAAGUGAUCCCCUAGAUUCACCCCAGACAGCGGCAAUGGGCGCCACCAACGACAAAGCGUCCGAAUUGGACCGUAGCUCAUCGCUCAGAGCAUCCCUGAGGUUUUCUAACACACAGGUCGACGAUGACGAUUACGACCUGCAGGCAAUGGGAAUUGCAGAUGGCUUUCGUCCGAUGGAGGCGCCACAUACUCAAAUAUCAAUGCCAUCCACCCUGCCACAGGAUCAUCAUCCUACGGCACAGAUCCCACCGCCGCGACCGUCGAGUAUUACCAAACCGCAUCGUCGAAAUGAUUCUUUAUCUCUGCAGCAUGAUGGGUCGUCGACAGUGUCGGAGAGUAAUAGGACACCCAGUAGAGACUCGACUGGUUCAACAUUAUCGCCAUUUGUUGACCCGGAGGAUCCGUAUGACGGCCCAUCUGGUCCUUCGCAUCCGUAUCAGAUGUACCCUCAGAAUGUUCGAGUUGCACGAACGGCUAGUUUGGCGACCACCUCGACUGCGCCCAUCUCAGAGCGGUCGUACAAUGGUCCUCGCGGCCCGGCGCAUCCAUACCAGAUGUACCCCCAAAACACCAUCGCAGAAACGGGUGGAGUAUCUAAUCCGACGCCGCCAGGAGAAAUCAACGUUGGCUUCCCAGGGACAACCGACAACUACCAACGAAGAAUCGGACCAGACGGGGAAGACGUUGCGGACUUAAUUGGCCCUGACGGGCAUACCGAACAACUACCCCCUUACACGAGGUAUCCAGAGGAGACGUAUAAUAGGAAAGCCAUGGGCUUGGACACACCUCAACCAGCACCGGUGCCCGUGCAACCUAUGCUAGCAAUUCCGGGCGCCGGGGGUAUCGGAAUAGCCACGAGGGACCCCGAAUUCGCGUCGACAGAGGAUUUACGCGACGCGAACUCACCUCAAUCUCGACUAUCUGUCCGCAGCUUUACGUCCGAGAGCAGCCAGCGCCAGCUAAAUAAUGUUUCAGGGUCAACAUUAGGAGGAGAAGGUGACGGAGCAAGGGCAGAGGUCUCGGACGAGAAAAAAUCAUUGAAAGACUGGCAAGUAACUGCCAAAAGGAGGGUUUGGGGUAUCGUCCCAUGCUGGGCUAUUAUACUCGCUGCUAUCGUCCUUGUAUUGGUGGGAGUAAUUCUCGGCGCUGUUGUUGGCACUCUUGUCAACCCCCAUUUCAAAAAGAAACCACCUCCAGAUAGACCACCUUUGCCUUUGGCAACACCUGGUAAUGACUGGGAUACACAACCUCUUAGUACCUUAUCACCUACUACGCCACCACUGCAAGAGGGAGAAUUCGCCAUGCCUCUUCGAAACAAUCGAAUGUCUAACACCUGCUUUACUGACUCGACGCUUGCCCAAGCGUGGAGCUGUAAUAUUGUCUUAUCCCAUCUCUCCAUGAAAAUUCAAAGGUUACCUAACCAACCAAACACAUCGGACUACUCCUUCGGCUUUAACUACAACGACACCUGGACUAUGGACAACUACGUCUACUCUUAUGGAAUGCAACCGCCCGACCUGACUGGCGUGACGCUUAGGCUUGUUAAUGACCUAUACGAAUUUCCUCGAGGUCCAGCGUGGAACUUUGCCGUCGCCUACAACAAAACUGUUAUCGUGCCUGAGCAGCACCUAUCACUUGGGGCUCCUUCUCCCUCAUUGACUGCCGAAAAUCGUCGUCGAAUGUUUAACGACUAUAAGCGAAAGGGAGUUAUGGCUCUCACCGGGGAUAAACCAUGGAUCUGUCAGUGGAAUAAUACCAUACUGGAGACGUUUAUAUAUGCCGAGCAGAACAAUAGCUUUAGCCGCCCACUUGACGCUAGUUCGAUGUCAAGCACACCAGUGGCCUCUUCUAGCGUGAAUGCUGGCGGUGGACUGAUCACGACCCCGACCGCACAGACUACGCCGACACCGACGGGCAUUGGGGAUAGCGGCGACUUUAGUGAACUUUCACUGGGGCCCCAUGGCGACCCUCAAGAUCAUACUCCAUCCACACCGACGACCGAUAGUGGCGCCACGUCAACCACCAAUUUAUCUCCAGACGCAUCUGCAUCCGGGCCAUUUGAUAUCGACUUUCCUAUGCCCCCCCUUAUGUCCGUGUACCCACGGGUCAUCAAGGUCGAAGAACGUCGCAAUAGUGACUCCACGGCGAUCAAGCCGGUAUGCCGCCAGGUUCAGAUUGUCGGCGAAGGCGAGCCAGCAAUUCCUGUCCUAGACUCCAAGGGCCAACAAGUCGAAGUUUACAUAGACGAAGACGAAAAGAUCUUUGGCGAACCACCCCCCCCUUCCGCAGAAAAUUCAAAACGGAGUUUCAUGGAUCAUUACUUGGGCAUUCGGGGUACCGCUAAAGGUACCGAGAUGAGCGAAUGCGGCUGCAUGUGGUGGCUCACAUGAACGCCGAAUGGUCUAUACGUGGCCCCGUAUGAGAAAGAAGGACCAUAUUUGUCUCUCUCGGAGUUUGAGUAUAUUGAAGCGAAGAAGCAAGCUGAAAAUCAACUGUAUAUAGCAUCGUCAUUGUCUUACGAGACUGCAGCGCAUUCACAUUAUGGCGUUCAGGG
Messenger RNA from Hypoxylon fragiforme, 2810 nucleotides. RefSeq lists its product as uncharacterized. Lineage: Eukaryota; Fungi; Ascomycota; Sordariomycetes; Xylariales; Hypoxylaceae. The transcript is spliced from 2 exons. The coding region runs from base 292 to 2646 and encodes 784 amino acids. The record is from RefSeq and is a predicted model, not a curated record.